Messenger RNA from Acaromyces ingoldii, 730 nucleotides. RefSeq lists its product as hypothetical. Lineage: Eukaryota; Fungi; Basidiomycota; Exobasidiomycetes; Exobasidiales; Cryptobasidiaceae. Bases 102 to 611 code for a protein of 169 amino acids. The transcript has a single exon. The record is from RefSeq and is a predicted model, not a curated record.
CACAGUUCUGCUUCUCAGUUUUAGACGGCGAAAUGGCGAACCGGAAAAGAAGGAGAGAUAUCCUGUAGAGUUGCAUAGCGGUGAAGUAUGCGUCAGCAAAAAUGAGCGCGAGAAUUAUGAUGAAGGAGCGGACAUGGGCGGCGAGGGGAAGAAAGAUAGGGGGAGAAGUGGCGAGCGAGCAGGAAGAGAAUAGGGAGGAGGACGCGGAUGUUGCAUGCCGGACACCAUUGCCCGGUCAGCAAGGACCGCGGUCUCGGAUAAAGGUAGCUGGUAUCGCGGCAACCCGACCAAUUUUGCUCUUGCGGGCAACCUUCGACAUCCGUCUCGCACGAAAGAGGGCGAAGGGGGGGAAAAAGGAUAUGGAGGCAGAGCAAAGAAAAAUUGCGAAUCCUGGCCGGAGAUCUAGGAAUCCUCGCCAACGCCGCCGCUGCCGCCGCCCUCUUCUGCUUCUCGAAUACCGCGUCGUCUUUCCUCCGAGAAUCGCCCGCCGGACUCCUUGUCUGCUCCCUUCUUUGUCCGCACCGCCCACUCCCCCUUUCGUUUCCCAAAAAUACCUCAUUUCACGAGGCCCCACCGGACAAGAAACCCGUUCCCCUUUUUUCAUGGUGUAGCUCCAAAUCUGACUCACCUGCAAGAGGGUGCAAGAGGACAAAGAGAUAAUCUAAAGGACGGAGUGAUGCGUGAGCUGGCCAAAGCGGUCAGAUUCGCCCCUGGAACCGUUGACAGCGUG